This is a messenger RNA of Arabidopsis lyrata subsp. lyrata, 1943 nucleotides long. Its product is annotated as putative membrane-bound O-acyltransferase C24H6.01c. The record is from RefSeq and is a predicted model, not a curated record. The transcript is spliced from 19 exons. Gene Ontology annotation, molecular function: acyltransferase activity. Lineage: Eukaryota; Viridiplantae; Streptophyta; Magnoliopsida; Brassicales; Brassicaceae. Gene Ontology annotation, cellular component: endoplasmic reticulum. The coding region runs from base 188 to 1789 and encodes 533 amino acids.
UGUGACUAAUACGCACGUGGAGAGAAUCAGUCGUCUUCUUCGUUUGGAUCUCGUUUUAUGAAACCACCGGAAGAACCCACCGGAAGCUUCACCGGCGCUUCAGUGCUUGCUUCUAUCGUCGACUAUUAGAACCAGAAUACGACAAAAACAAAUUGUGAGCUGCGUUUGACUCAAUCAGAGAGAAGUCAUGAACACUCACAAUAAUCGAUACGCAAAAUGGAAACAGAGAGAGCUUGUUCUUAUACUCUUAUACGCCAUCGCUUUCUACACUUAUGUCGUAUGGAGAUCGAUUCGUCUCUCCCACGAUCAUUACUUCAAGCUCCAUGGUUUAGCUCCUGGCUGGCUCAUUCCUAAUCGACGCAAUGAUGUUUCUGAUGCUCAAUGGAGGAAUUUUCGUGGAAAUUUGCCGAUUCUUAGCUUUGUUUUCGCGGUUUUCACUGUGAUUGCAAAUGGGUUUAGGUCUUUUUUCCACUUGAAAGCUAAAGGAAUGGCUAUCUUGUGGCUUUCGAUGUCGUUUAUAUACUUGAUAUACUUACAUGGAGCUUGCGUCAUUUACAUUCUCUCGAUUGCAACAGCCAACUUCCUUCUUGUUAAGGUUUUUGCACGGACCAAAUACUUUCCUUUCAUGCUUUGGACGUUCAACAUAUUUUUUCUCUUCUGCAAUCGCAUUUAUGAAGGAUAUUCGUUCUCCAUUUUCGGGCAACAGUUUGAAUUCCUGGACAACUUUAGGGGCACAUUUAGAUGGCAUAUAUGCUUCAAUUUUGUUGUUCUGCGCAUGAUAAGUUUUGGAUACGAUUAUCACUGGAGCCAACUGGAUUCUCAUUUUGAUCAAGAGAAACACGUAGCGCGCUGUUCCUUAUGUAAAUUGGGGAAGACUUGCUACGUAGUGCGACAGGAGAGAGGUCUAGCAAGUGAUAGCUGCAGUUUUUCUCUAUACCUUUGUUAUUUGGUGUAUGCACCCUUAUACCUAGCGGGGCCAAUCAUAAGCUUUAAUGCAUUUGCUUCUCAGCUAGAUAUGCCACAGAAUACUCAUUCAUUCAAAGAUGUUGCUUGGUAUGGAGUGCGCUGGUUAUUCAGCUUCUUGCUGAUUGAACUUAUGACACAUUUGUUUUAUUACAAUGCCUUUGUGAUCAGUGGUCUGUGGAGAGAACUAUCUCCUGUGGAGAUAUUUAUUGUUGGAUAUGGGGUGCUAAACUUCAUGUGGCUUAAGUUCCUUCUUUUAUGGAGAUAUUUCCGCUUUUGGUCUCUGGUGAAUGGCAUUGAAACUGUUGAGAACAUGCCGAAUUGCAUUAACAAUUGCUAUAGCCUGGAAUCAUUCUGGAAAACCUGGCAUGCCUCAUUUAAUAGGUGGCUUAUCAGGUAUAUGUAUAUUCCUCUAGGUGGAUCACGAAGAAAGUUUCUGAAUGUGUGGGUUGUAUUUACAUUUGUUGCCAUGUGGCACGAUUUGGAAUGGAAGCUUCUUUCAUGGGCAUGGUUAACAUGUUUAUUCUUCAUGCCAGAAAUGUUACUGAAAUCAGCAUCCAAUGCAUAUAAGGUUGAGAGUGCUUUUGGAGAAUUUAUCCUUCGUGAACUCAAGGCGUUGUCUGGUGCCGUCACAAUCACAUGCCUCAUGAUUGCAAAUCUUGCUGGCUAUGUCAUUGGACCAUCAGGUAUAAACUGGAUGGUCUCCAGCUUUCUUAAAAGAGAAGGAGUACCUGUUCUGGGCGGCGUGUUCUUUAGCUUGUAUGUGGGUACAAAGCUGAUGUUCCACAUCCAAGACUUGAGAAGUCGGGUUCAUAGCCCGAAGUAGCUGAUGCAAAGAGUUGUAGUCUCCUCAGUUAUAAUCAAGUAAUUUCAUUAUGGUUACAUUUUGUAUAAAGUUUUGGUCGGGCUAACUGAGUUUGUCCUUGCUGGAAGAAUCAAUAUGAAAUUAACUUUUGCAAAGGCUUUUGGAUGGAUGAUCA